GGAGGGGAAUAUAUUUUUUUAGUUUACAAACCAAGGACCAGCAUUGGAAGAUCCGGUUAGAACUGUGCGGCUGUCGUGUCUGUGAUCUUUGUUUGCUGUAACUUCUGAGGUAAAACUGAUAGAUAAUAUGCGCAUUGUUUACUUUUUCAUUUCAAUCAAUACAUUAUUCUGCGGCUAUUCUCCAACUCCGUUGAUUUAGGGUUUUGCCUUUUUUUAAAAAAAAUAAAUUUAAACAUUGCCUCCAUUUAAUUUAGGUGAUGGGAAAGUCUUGGUGCUUCAUACCUGUAACGUCUUGAUUCUAUCAAUGGUAGCAGCUUUAGUGUUAUUAGCCAUAGCAAAACAACUUUUCUCUUUGUUGAUUACCUGACCAUUGACCCUUUCAUAGACAGAGAGAGUAUCAAGCACUAUUUUAAGAGAUCUCUUGCUACCAUUACAAAAUAAAAUGGUGUUGUCAGCAAAGGAGAGAUGAGUAAUGUUGGGGUUAUUGCUCAUGUAAAAACCUUGGUACCCUUGUCUGUGUUGAAGAUUGUUAAGUAAUCUUGUAACUAACUACUCACCUUUCUAGAUUAUUUACAAAAUCAGGGGGGUCAUAGACAAUGUUGACAGGUUUGAUUACACUGAUCCUCAACGAAGGUAGAUUCCAUCUGUCUGUGUUGCUUGUCCGCGGGCCUAGAGGAAUAAUAAUGGACACUGAUGUCAUUUGUGAUGAGAAUAAGGGAGAAAGUUUGUCUCAGUACUCCAUUGUUAAGAAAUUGAAGGGGUGUUAUCAGUCUCCGAAGCGGUUGCCUGAAUUGCCAACAAAGCCAUCUGAUCCUCUAGGUCCAGUCACUCCUGAUUCCAUCCGAGAAGGUGGCAACCACGUAGAUGGCUGUUGUUCACCAGUUUCUUCUUCUUCUUCUCUUCACAGUACUCGUUGCUUUAAGUCUCAACUUUUUGGCGACCUGGUUCCUUCAAAUGAAGGAAGUCCACAGACUCCGAAGGGGUUUGAUCCAUUUGCUCCUGGACCAGAUGAACUCAUGCUUGCCCCACAAUGUAAAAAAUAUUUUACAGAUUCACAAGCCAAAGUGACGCGUCAGCUUAAUUUUGAGGAGACUUUGAAUUUCAAUGGAAAUGUUAAUCAGUCGGACAAUGUAGGAACCGUGUCUGGGGAUGAGAUGUUAUUUGAAUUGUUGUACAAUUCUCUUCUGGAAGUUAUUACUGCAAAACAGAAAGAGGAUCUUCAUUCGAAAGCCUCAACUCUACUUUCAGACUCUGAUGGAUACAAGACACCUACCUUUGCACCUCAUCUUAGUGGAGUUGCUGAUAUGUGCCCUGGUGCUCCUAUGAAGCCCGCAAAUCGGUUUAAAAGAAUUCACAAGGGAUUAUGCAAAAAGCUGAUAUUUUGACAUAUGUUCAUGUUGCAAGGUCGCCAGAGAUUGAUUCUAGUACAUGACGACCUCACCCAUUUUCAAUGUUGUGGCUAACCUCAAACUUGGAUGUGGUAGAGCAUUAACAUAUUGUAUAGGUUGUUGAUAUCGCAACUGCUCAUCCAACAUUUACUUGUGAUUCUAGGAAUUUUAUGUACUAUUAUGUAGAGUUUAAUUCAGUAUUGAGUGACUGUACUCUUGUAGCUGUAUAAUGUAUAGGCUUUUGCAACUUCUGAUGUAGUUCAAUGUGGACAAAAGUCUAUUUAUUUGAUAGUUGAUCGUUGACCAUUUUACUA
Capsicum annuum is the source of this 1702-nucleotide messenger RNA. RefSeq lists its product as uncharacterized. Lineage: Eukaryota; Viridiplantae; Streptophyta; Magnoliopsida; Solanales; Solanaceae. The transcript is spliced from 2 exons. The record is from RefSeq and is a predicted model, not a curated record. The coding region runs from base 597 to 1385 and encodes 262 amino acids.